Messenger RNA from Plasmodium relictum, 1770 nucleotides. Its product is annotated as conserved Plasmodium protein, unknown function. The record is from RefSeq and is a predicted model, not a curated record. The coding region runs from base 1 to 1770 and encodes 589 amino acids. The transcript has a single exon. NCBI's taxonomy places the organism in Eukaryota, Apicomplexa, Aconoidasida, Haemosporida, Plasmodiidae.
AUGGAAAAUGAAGGUAUUUACGAAGAAAAUGAUAAAGUAAAUAACCAGAAAAAAAAUGGAAUAAAAAGAGUUACUCGUAAAUGUCUUGAUCUAAUUGAUGUUAAAUGUAGUCAUUUAAUAACUCUAAUGAAUAAAAAUCAUUCUAGUGAAGUUUUAACAAAUUAUCAAUUUAGUGACGAUGAAAUAAAGUUUUAUUCAGAUGAAAAUUCUCCAAAAGAUAUUUACUGCCCUGAAAGUUCCUAUACAAAUGAUGAUUUUAAAAAUUUGCUAGGAUGGGUUCCUAGAAAUUUAAGAAUUGUUGAGCCUACUAGUACAGACUCUAUUCCUUGUGCUUUUUUCUUAUCUGAUAUUAUGUCUUUAAAAAAUGAUAAAGUAAUUUUAUAUUUACACAAAUUUAAUGAAGACUUAGGUACAACUAUUCCAACAGUGUAUGCAUUACAUAAAAAAUUAAAUAUGAAUAUAAUUGCCAUGGAAUAUUCUGGGUAUGGCGUAAGUUUUGAUAAUUAUGAGCAAAAACUAGUGUCUGUUGUUAAUGAUUCUUUUACUAUUAUAAAAUUCAUUGUAAAUUUUUUGAAAAUACCAUAUAAUAAUAUAUGUAUUUUGUGUUAUGAAUUUUUAGCUAGUUGUGCUAUAGAAGUGAUUAAUCGGCUUGAAUAUAUGCACGAAAAAAAGAUAUCAUUUGGAGGAUUAAUUAUCAUUAAACCCCAAUUUUUAGAAAUUAUUAAUAUAUCAGAAUAUAAGAAAGAUGAUAUUACAGAAAGAAAUAAUAUUUGUGAUAAUAUUGUGACAAGUAAUGGCUUAAUUGAUGAAUACAUUCAUCAAAGCAAAGAAGAAGACGUGAUAAUAAAUGAAGAGAGUACAAACGAACAAGAUUCAAGUAAUAAGUUGUUAAACGAAAAAAAAAGUAAAAUGAAUCUCAAAAAAUCUUUCCAAACAAACUCUUAUAUGAAAAGAGAGAAAAAGAUAAAUAAAAUGAACAAUAGCAAUGGAAAUGAGGAGAAAAUAAAGGGACACAAUAAGCAAGAAGAUAUUCAUAAAAAAAAAAAAAAAUAUAUGGAAAAAAUUAAUUUAAAUAAAAAAGGAAGUAUUUUUAAUAAUAAAAUAGUUUAUAAAGAUAUUUUGAGCACAAAUUAUCAUGCUUAUAAUGGCAUAAUUACGUGUGAUAUGUCUCUAUUUUAUAACAACAGUGCCUAUAAAAUCACAGAAAAUAAUGAUAUUCCUUAUUUAUUAAUGAAAAGAAUAUUAAAAGACACCUUUGAUAUAAAUCAUGUUAAAAGUUCUAUUAAAUCAAUCUCUUGUCCAAUUUUAAUUUUCCAUCCUGAAAAUUAUUCAUACAAAAAUUCUUGUUCCCAUAUUUUGCUAAAUAGUGCCAAUCAAUGUUUUAAAAAAGCUGCUUUUUCAUUUGAUUUUAUGAAUGAAGAUUUUAUCACAGCUUUUAAAUGGUUUUUUUCUGAAAAUUGUGAUUCUCAAAAAAAAGAAAAAUUGUUUAAAAAUUUAUUAUAUUUAUACAUACAUCCUAAAUAUGAUAAUUUUGAACAUAAUAAAAAGAAUAUAAACAAUGAUAUAAAUAAUGAUGCUAAUAAUAGUAUAAAUAAUGACCUUAACAAAAAUUUUAGUUCUUUUAAUAAUAAUUUAAAUAAAAGUUCUAAUAGUAAUUUAAAUAAUAAUUCUAAUGAUUAUGAUGAAGAUAACUAUAAUAAUAUCAGUACUAUAAAUAUUCCUAAUGAAAUUUUCGUAUGCCCAGAAAUAAAUGAAAAUAUUCACAAUUAA